Molecule: messenger RNA, 375 nt
Organism: Tinamus guttatus (white-throated tinamou)
Lineage: Eukaryota; Metazoa; Chordata; Aves; Tinamiformes; Tinamidae
Source: RefSeq, a predicted model, not a curated record
AUGCUCCGGCGCGCGCCGCUGCCGGCCGAGCCCCCGUACCCGGGACCCCCCCUCACCACCGCCAUCAACGGGAAGCCCUUCUGCCCCAUCGGGGCUGCAGGCAGCACGAAGGGCUGCAGAGGCGGCUCCCAGGCGGAGCUGGGCUGCCCGCUGGCAGCACCCGCGGGUGCCCCCGGGCCCCCGGCGCUGGCCAAGGCCAAGGCCAAAAAGCGGAGGAACAGGACAACCUUCAGCACCUUCCAGCUCGAGGAGCUGGAGAAGGUUUUCCAGAAGACCCAUUACCCGGACGUCUACGCGCGGGAGCAGCUGGCCCUGCGCACCGAGCUCACCGAAGCCAGGGUGCAGGAAAUCAUCACCGGAGACAGCUCGGAAUGA